GCCGCCUUGCUUCUGGAUAAACCCUAAAGCUCGUCGGUCAGUCAUCGCCGCCGGUCAACUCCGUCCCUGUCCGCGAAAGAAGAGAGGUCGCUUCUCUCGGUAUGCUCUAUCUUUCUGUUUCUCUUUGGAUUCCUGAACUUCGCAGCGCAUCUGGUAGCUAGUUUUGUAGACUGCAGUCGAGGUCGAAGGUCGAAGUAGUUGCAGGUGGAGGAAGGGGGGCGGGGGCGGCACCGUCGAAUUCCUCGUGACUGGAGUGAAAUGAUAAUAAUGGAAAGAUGAAUGGUGAGAAAUGGGAAUAUGAUAAAAUAGUAUAAGACAUGUGGCGCUGCCAAAUAGGAGUUCACUUCCAAAUAGGAUAAAAAAUUAUACAUAGGCUAGUCGAGCUUCACCUUUGACCCGCUGUAGGAAGAAGUAAACGAAUUCAAAGUUCAUGAUUUUAAAAACUAGUCUUAAAGUUGAUGGGAAAAACUAGAAUUCAGGAAAAGUUUAUGAUUUUAAAGUUCAAAACCCCUAUUUUUUUAUACUCUUUUCGUUCAUUACUAGUUUAUUUUUCUUAUUUUGGUCAAUUUUUGGUACAUGACUAUUCAUUAAAAAAAUUUGUUCAUAUAAUGAAUCUUAAUAUUCACAUCAAAUUCAAUUCUCGCAACUAGAACUAAUCAAGACUAUACUAUUUCUUUAAAUGUUUCAAAUCAUAAAAUAUAUAGUACUUAUUAACCCAAGUGUGGUGAAAUAAUAUUUAUUUUUAUAUGGUAGAGUAGCUCUAAUUAUUCAAAGUCGUAUUAAAUAUGAUGGUAGGGACGGGGUGGGUCUACAAAAAUUAGAGACGAGAAAUUAAGAAUAAUAAUAAUGAAAACAGAAACAUAGAAAUGUGUGAAGCACGUUUCUAAUCAUUUCAAUCAUCUUCAUUUACUAUGUCACUUAUUAUGCAUUGUUCACCUUAAUUUAUGUUAUCAUUUUAUAUAAUAUCAAAUCAAAUCAUAUAAUUUACAUAUGUAUUGAGUUUGUGGCGGGCUUCGAUGAUAAUAAUUAAGCGUGACCAUAAUAAUUACAAAUACUUUUUAAUGUCUUUCUCUCUUAAUAUCUUUGUCCAUUUCAUAAAUUGUCUUCUUCAUCUCAAAAUCUUUAUAAACGUGUCAAAAUUUCAUAGAAAUCGAUAUUUGUAUCUCUUUUUUUUCCUGAUUCUUUUAAUUCAAAUGUCAAAUAAUUAGUAUAACUCUGAUUGGACACGAAUAUGUUUGCGUCAUUUAAUCAAUUUCAUAAUCGUCUCUGAAAUGAUAAUACAAUUGAUAAAUAAUACUUUCGACGUGGAUUAACACAGAAUAUGAUGCUUUUCACUAAAUAAUUUCGUUGACUAAUUAGCACAAUUAAGGUAUGACUAAUCAACCAUUUUCAACCGGGCGUGGGCAUUUCCCCGAAUUUAUUUGGAUUUUGGUAAUUGAUUCUUGCAUCACAAGUAUUAAUAUUUAAUACUAUAAUCUUUUGUUUCUGAUUUUUUAAGUUUUUUUUAAAUAAAAAAUACAAACAACAGUCCAUUACGAUGCUUUAAUUGAUACAGCAAACAUUUGAUUACUAGUAGAGCAUUUUUUAUAUAUAAUAAUUGAAUUUAUUUAUUCCUAAAAUAAUAGUAACAAGCAUUAAUUGAAUAAUCGGCUACUUUCUAAUCAAUUAAUGUUAGACUUUUCUUAUUUCUCAAGUUAAAUCCGAUUUAAUGUGUUUUUCCUAUCCCCUCAUUUUAUGGUCAUAAUUCAAAUCUGUCGAAACUUCUUCUCAUUAAUUUCAAACCUUCAAGUAAUGUACUUACUACAUAUAAAUAAACUAUUAAUAUUAAUAAAUAUUUUAUUGUUGGAUAAUUAAUAAAUAUAAUACUACCACAAACGGAAAUAGCACUCGAAAAUAUUAACCACUGGCUUGAAGAAGAGCUCUCUAUUAACCAACCAAAUAAAAUUUGAUCACUCUUCCAAAAAGGGAAAUAAAAAAUAAAAAAGAAAAUAACAGCCAUUUAUAAAAAAAGGAUUUUUGGCUUUCUUCUUUUUGCGGCCGGUCGCCUCUGCUCUCAAAUUCAUCUCACCAUUAACUCCUCGCACUCUCCGCUCCUCUCUUCUUCGUCUCUCUUCUUCUCUCCCUCACACACACACACACACACACACAAUCCUCAUUUCCAUUUAUAGAUACAAUAUAUACACACACCUCCCUAUUUUCAAGAAACGAAGCUGCUGAAUUUCAACAGAGAUAUCGUCAAUUAUCGAGAAAGAGGGUGAAAGCUUUGAAAUUGGAGAGAAUUUUGGGUUCCCUUUUCGUUCAAUUGAAGAAGGGGUUUGUAUUUUGGUGAAAUUUUUCCAUAUGUAAUGCAUCAGAAGAAAUCUGAAGUACAGAUCGGAACAGAAAGCAGCGGCGUCUCUUCCGAUUUCAACCCCACCCCACCCCUCCCCCCUUCCUCCCUCACUCAGAAACACAAUCCGCCGCCUCCUUCCCCCAAUCCCGCCCUCCAAAUCCUCAUCAACGACGACAAUCAGCACCACGACCAGAAUGACCCUUUUACCCCCAAGCCCACCCCCUUCAAGCGCCCCCAUCUCCAGCAGCACCAAUUCUCCCGCUCCCUCGCCAAGACCCCCACUCUCUCCACCGCCCUCCACCGCUACGGCGUCGACCCACCUCCAAAAUUCAGCCUUUUCCACAACCGCUCUCAGAAGUUCUUGACCCAUUUCCACCACCACCUCCGCCACCUCCGCCGCCGCCUCCGCCUCCACCUCCGCGUCAUCCUCCUCCUCAGCCUCCCCUUCUUCUAUUUCCUCGUAUCCCACCCUUCCCGCUCAUUCAUUCUUGAUUUCCUAUCCGCCUUCGCCUUCUCCGCCGUCCUCCUCUUUUCCCUCAAUUUAGCUGUCCCGAGGCUCCCCACGAUCAGGUUGUUCCUUGCCAAGUCCUUGCCGAUUAAGAUAAACGCCAAGGACAAUGUCAGCCGGCCGCAUUUGCCCGUGUUUUGGUCAAUUGGUUCGAGGCAGAAGGCCGAUAAGAAGGCGAUUUCCGGGUGCUAUGUGCAGGCAUACACCAAUGGGGAUGUCUAUGAGGGUGAUUUUCACAAGGGGAAAUGUAGUGGCAGUGGAGUGUAUUACUAUUACAUGAGUGGGAGGUAUGAAGGUGAUUGGGUUGAUGGAAAAUAUGAUGGCUAUGGGGUGGAGACGUGGGCGAGGGGCAGCCGGUAUAGAGGGCAGUACCGGCAGGGCCUUAGGCAUGGUUUCGGAGUAUAUAGGUUUUACACUGGUGAUGUUUACGCAGGGGAAUGGUCUAGUGGGCAGAGCCAUGGGUGCGGGGUUCAUACCUGCGAGGAUGGUAGCCGAUAUGUAGGCGAGUUUAAGUGGGGUGUUAAACAUGGUCUUGGACACUAUCAUUUCAGGAAUGGAGAUAGAUAUGCUGGGGAAUAUUUUGCAGACAAAAUGCAUGGAUUUGGGUUCUACUAUUUUGCAAACGGCCAUCGUUAUGAGGGUGCCUGGCAUGAGGGGAAGAGGCAGGGGCUUGGAAUGUACACUUUCAGAAGUGGUGAAACUCAGUCGGGCCACUGGCAAAAUGGAAUUCUUGACAUUCCUAGCACACAGACCAAUGUAUAUCCCGUUUCGCCUGUUGCUGUAAAUCACUCUAAAUUGCUCAACGUUGUUCAGGAAGCUCGACGAGCUGCAGAAAAGGCGUAUGAGGUGAGCAAGGUGGACGAAAGAGUGAACAGGGCAGUAACAGCAGCUAACAGGGCAGCUAAUGCAGCAAGAGUAGCAGCUGUCAAAGCUGUGCAAAAGCAAAUGCAUCACAAGAGCAACAGCGAUGACAUCCCGAUUCCCAUCAUGUAAGACUGGCCGCUGGCCACCAACACCCAGCAUAACGGAUGACUUAUAUCAGAAAAAAAUAACAAAAAGAAAAGAUGGAUGGUAAACUGACAACGCCUCCAAUUUAAUAUGUUCCCUCGUUCAAACAUCAUGUGUUUUUCUAAGUGAAACCUGAAUUUCGAGCAGCUCGUUGGCACUGCAGAGAAUGGGAUUGCUCUCCCAUGUUCAUCUAGCUUCUAUUUUUCUCUUUUCAUUUUCUUUUGUUCCUUUUCUUUUUUUCUUUUUGGCUUCUGUAAAGUUCAAAUAGGUAUAUAUAUGAUUGAGGGCUGGUGCAAAGGGAAAACCCUUACUCAAGCAGCCCUGUAUGUGGUGAUGAUGUAACAAAUGAGAAAACUCGAGAGAGAAUGUUGUAAUAUUUCUACUUCGAAGUGUUGGCUUCA
Messenger RNA from Salvia splendens (bonfire salvia), 4249 nucleotides. RefSeq lists its product as uncharacterized. NCBI's taxonomy places the organism in Eukaryota, Viridiplantae, Streptophyta, Magnoliopsida, Lamiales, Lamiaceae. The coding region runs from base 2346 to 3833 and encodes 495 amino acids. The transcript has 3 exons. The record is from RefSeq and is a predicted model, not a curated record.